AACGAACGAAUGAAAAACUGACUGAGCUGAGCGGCGGUUCGAGCAUUGACGCGAUCAGCUAUGUUCGCACAGUGCAGGGAGAAACAUGCUCGAACGUGGAUCGGAUCGUAGCUGAUCGUGGCUGAGAUCGUUGUGAAUUGUUUGGUGUUCAGAACGCAACUAUGGAUCCGGUGUGCGAGGGAACCAAUGUCGGUGGACCAUUACCGGAAGAGCGUGUUACGAACUGUGUAAAUGAAAUGGGUGUACCAGAUCAUACUCUGUCUGACAGUGGAAUUAAUGUUAACAGCAACGUGAACGGAACGCCCAGAAGUCCCAACAGUGAUAGCAAUCAAGGAUGUGCAAACAUAAACGGUGGAAGUUCUAGUCAGAUUACCAGAUUUAAUCAUCAAAAUUGUGUGAAUAUAAAUUUAAUACAAAGUGUCCCCUCCAAUUGUAAUUUAGUGUAUGAUAAUAGUAAUAACCCGUGCUCGAAUCGUAUGCAAUAUUCUCAUAACCGAUCGGAUGAUGGUCAAAGUACCGAUCUUCUGAUUCUGACCAACAAAGCCAAACAUAGUUCCAAAGCUCAACCCUCGCCAAAAUGUGAAUCCCGAAUGCGUGAGCUGCGUCGGAAAGAACGUCGAGAGCGUCGGCGAGUUCGCAAGCGGUUGCAAUGUGUUUAUUCGAAAAAUUUUCUCCCCCAAUCAUCGUCGCCAGCUGACAGUGUCCCGGAAAUCCACCGGAACCGACUGCCACCGCCAUAUUCGGCGCUUCCGGCUGGAAAUGGAUUGCUGACGGGAUCGGGUCUUGCCGGCGAGUCGCACAUCAAUCGUCACCAUUCGUUCUCAGCGAGGAGCUCAUCUCCUAGUCAUUCGAGAAAAAGUUGCUGCAGCUUUAGUUUUCCCGGGCCAUCGCUUCGGGCACUUAUUGCCUUGGUGGCACUGAGUGGCAUUGCAUGCGCUUUUGGGGGCGCUGCACUUGGAACCUCUGGCAUUGGCAGUUCACCCAUAUCCCAUUUACUGGUUGCUUUAUUGAUGGUUGGCGUUGGUGUGACACUAAUGAUGGUCAGUGCUGCCGCUUGGCGAAUAACUUCGUCUACAGAAGCGUCCUGUUUUGGGAGUGUUUCUUCCGCACCAGAUGACAGAUUCCCAUCGAGAUACAGUAGCGAUCCCCGUGACGGGCCGACACAGGAAUUCUUGUAUCAGGAGUUUCAGCAUCGGGCCCCACCGCCAUCCUAUCAAGCCAGUACCCGCGAAAAUAACCAAAGAUAAAAUGGAUCUCCACGAAAUCGUGUAUCAAUCAACUGAUUAUUUUUUUUGAACAAUAAUGAUUUCGAUAAUCUCAGCAAAUUGAAGCGUUUGGAUUAGUGAUAUGUGACUGACUGAUUAGUGCUUACAAUAAAAUAUGUUAGUGAUUUUUAUUUA
This is a messenger RNA of Toxorhynchites rutilus septentrionalis, 1400 nucleotides long. RefSeq lists its product as uncharacterized. The coding region runs from base 162 to 1247 and encodes 361 amino acids. NCBI's taxonomy places the organism in Eukaryota, Metazoa, Arthropoda, Insecta, Diptera, Culicidae. The record is from RefSeq and is a predicted model, not a curated record. The transcript is spliced from 3 exons.